GGUUGUCCAUUACUAUGAUGAUGUCUUAGAGCAGAAGUGCUACUUUCUCCAAAAAGCAGAAAUGGGAGUGUAACAGUCAUCCUACUGAGAACAAUGCAACAGUCCUGUCAUCCUAGAAAUUGAGAAGCUGAGUUCUUGGGGGGUGGGUGGGUUCAAAAAAGGAUUGUGUAUUUGCUGCUUUGUGUUCUUUUUUUCCCUCUUUCUCUUUCCCCAGACAAAAGAGCAGGUUGUGCAUUGUAAUUGGAACUCUUAACUCACUGUAAAAUAUACAAUAGUUUCGCAGUGGUAAUACUUGGGAGGGAAGAGGGGAAAAGGGAAAGGUAAAAAGCAGCAGGGAGGGCUCCCAAACCAAUAGGCUAUGACAGCAGAGGGGUGGAUCUUGGCCCCACCUCUCUCUGGUGCACUCCCAAUGCCGGUCCAAGCUUACUCUGCUGAAAAAGCUUUGUCUUUCAGAGGGAAGGGAUAUGAAACCAGCAUACUUGAACUUCUUAGCCUGUUGGCUUCCAGCUUUAGCAAAUAAUCAGGAAAAGUGAAGCAUGAUAAACAGUUAAGACUACUCAUCUUGCCAUCCUCAGCUUGGACCCAAGUGGACAACAAACAGAUCUUCACUGCUGGCUAUAACAUGGCUACCAAUCUUUUGCCAUUCAGCUAUAAAAGAAAACUCAGGACUCUGAACUCCUGUUCUCAGUCCCCCUAAGGAGCAUGCUGUGGGCUGAGGCAACUCUGGGAUGAUGAGGUGCAUGGCUGGCUUGGCUCAGAGGGCCUGGCUCAGGAUGGUGUUCCAGAAUUGCAGAGUCCAGCUUUUGCUGAUCAACUCCUUGACUUUUGGCCUGGAGGUCUGUCUUGCUGCAGGUGUCACAUAUGUGCCACCCCUCUUGUUGGAAGUAGGAGUGGAAGAGAAGUUUAUGACAAUGGUUCUGGGAAUUGGACCAGUUCUGGGUCUAGUGUUUGUACCACUGCUUGGCUCUGCCAGUGACCAUUGGCAUAGUAGUUAUGGUCGACGAAGGCCUUUCAUCUGGGUCCUAUGCCUAGGUGUUUUCCUGAGCCUUCUCAUCAUUCCACAUGCUCACCGUCUGGCCAGACUUGUUGCCUUAGAUGCCCGUGCACUGGAGCUGGCUUUCCUUAUCCUGGGGGUUGGCCUUCUUGACUUCUGCGGCCAGGUCUGCUUUACCCCCUUAGAAGCUCUUCUCUCUGAUCUGUUCCAAGAGCCUGACAGCUGCCGACGGGCCUUCUCUGUUUACUCUUUCAUGGUUAGCCUGGGAGGCUGUGUUGGCUACUUGCUACCAGCUAUUGACUGGGACAGUAGCUUCCUUGCUCCUUAUUUAGGGGGUCAGGAGGAAUGCCUCUUCAGCCUCCUCACCAUCAUCUUCCUUGGCUGUGUUUUAGCAACUGUCUUUGUGACAGAGGAGGUGUCAGCUCAAGUAGAGCUCAGCUCAGGCCCUACAGGAAAGUCGUCUUCCAAGUCCCCAUCAUUUGCCUGCUGUUCCUUCUGGCUUCCAAAGAACUUUUUGAGGACCAGGCAUCUGGUUCAGGCCUUUAGGAAUCUUUGUGCCUUGGCCCCACGCCUGCACGGAGUGUGCUGUCGUAUUCCCAAGGUAAUCCAAAAGCUUUUUGUGGCGGAAUUCUGCAGCUGGAUGGCCCUCAUGACAUUCAUGUUGUUCUACACAGACUUUGUUGGGGAAGGAUUGUACCAAGGCAUUCCCAGGGCUAAACCUGGGACAGAGGCCAGGAGAAACUAUGAUGAAGGAAUUCGGAUGGGUAGCCUGGGCCUCUUUCUCCAGUGUAUCAUCUCCAUUUUCUUCUCAACAAUCAUGGAUCGGAUGGUGAAACACUUUGGGACACGAAUGGUCUACUUAGCCAGUGUGGCUUUAUUUCCAUUGACAGCCUUCAUCAUGUGCUUCUCUCAAAGUGUUGUCAUUGUCACUGUUUCUGCUGCCUUGACUGGCUUCCCUUUCUCAGUGCUUCAGAUCAUUCCAUACACACUUGCAUCACUUUAUCAUCAUGAAAAACAGAUAUAUUUGCCUAAGUAUAAAAAUAAGGAGAAUGCAGCUCAAUCAGAAAAGAAACUGGGUUUCCUCAAAAACCACCUUUCUACUCAGAAGCUGACCUACCAGAAUGGACACGGUGGUAGCCUGUACUCUCCCCCUGUUGCCGGGUCUUCUCUCUGUGUCAGCUCACCAUGUGAAGUUUCGCUCAUGAUGAUGGUGGGAGAUUCAGACACUGCAGCGACAAGCCGAGGCAUCUGUUCAGAUCUGGCCAUCUUGGACAGUGCUUUUCUUCUUUCCCAGGUUAUCCCGUCCCUUCUUAUGGGUUCGCUGGUUCAGUUCACACAGUCAGUCACCACUUAUAUGGCAUCUGCCACCGGCUUUGGGUUGGUAGCCAUUUACUUUGCAACCAAAGUUAUUUUUGACAAAAGUGAUAUGGCCAAGUAUUCAGUGUAGGAGAAAAGUAGAGGGAAAAUUAAUGUAUAUUAAAGACAUACUAGAGAAGAGUCAGGAGUGCAAAUAUAGCCUCUUUCUGCUUCUCUGUUCAAUGAGAUGUACAAAAUAUUUGACUGAAGGAAAAUAACUGGGUUGAUCUCAGGGUGUCUUAACAAAAAGUGUGGUAUUGGGCUGCCUCUUUUUACCCAAUGCCUUCAGUAAAAAUCUGUGUCCAAUCCUUUGGCUCAGGCUCACAAGAGCCAUUCAAACAGGGGUGCUACUAUGAUCACUUCCUUAAGUUGUGCGGGUAGAUGAUGACAUAGUGCAGAAGGGACCAAAGAUAGCUCAGAAAUGCAAUGAACCUCGCUUCUUAGUUACUUUCUGUAUUGAAAUGUUGUUGGUCAGCUUUUGUAUUGAGUUACAAAUCCUCACAAUUUGUCGUGAGCCAGAAAUCGUAUGGAAGAAUGUGAUAUGGUAUGUUAAUGUUUUUGAAAAUAUGUCAGAAUAAUACACUCCCUUCAUUUUUCUGGAUAUGUUGCAGGUCAAAGUCUAGGUGGUAUAAAUAAUCUGAGCAGAGCUACAUAGAAGGGAGCUUGUUUAAGAGAAGAUGCUGUGGUUACACUGGCAGCAACUCUACCACUGCAUGAAACCUUAGUUGUCAGCUGAUCCUUUUCCCCACAUCUGCCCAAAACAGAGCUUGCAGUUAGUGUAAAUAGAAAGUCUUGCAUAAACGGAGACUGAAGAACAUGCCUCUCUGGGGAAUUGCCUUUAAGUAACUGACUGGCCCAAACAAACUACAGUACCUUCUACUGUAUGCAAUCCUAAAAAGAAGGCUUAGAUUAAAAACAUUUGGGUGUAGGCUGCUAUUUCGGCUAAGGAGAUGUGUGGUCAUCUAAAUUUCUGGGGAAGGAUUGCAUAGAAAAGGAACUAUGUUCCUAUGUACCACAAGGCAGGCACCAAACUGAGUUUUCCACUGUGUAAUCAAUUCUUUCUGCCACCCAGAUAGAGCGUAGGCAUUUCUUGGGUUAGAAAAGUAUUGUAAGCCAAACUGCUCUUUUUUAAGUGCACAUGCACAAACUCACACACCACACCCCAACUAUUUUUAAUAAGCCAUUUAGCUGGCAUUGAUUCAGUCAGCAGCAGGCAGGACAGCUUUUCCUGGCCAGGACUAACACAUAUCGAGUACAAGAAUUCAGGAUGUAUAGAACAAUGUGACCAGAAGGUCAAGAUCAACUCUCUUUCUCCAAGGUAGGAUCCUGUUUCUAUGGGUUGCACCAAUUAAUAUUGAAAAGAUUGUAAUUAGAACAAUUGGAGAUUAGAUCGGACAAUAGUAUUAAGUAAAUAGGGAUUGUUGGAAGCUUUAGGAUUCUAGAAUCUGGGAUAGGAAAGAGGACUGUCCUCUAUAUUCUCUCCCUCCCCCAAAAAUAGUGUCACUAAAGCUGCAAUUUGUAUUUCAAGAGAAGCUUCCAUUGAUGAUCUUUUCUUGGAAUGUAGAUAACCACUAUGAUGAGAUGAUCUUUUGGGGUUGAGAGAGUGCAAGAAAGAUGGAUGUUUAUAUUGUAUCUAUUUGAUAUAAAUUUCAGUUAGUCGUUUCUAAUCUGACCCAUUUUGCAUUUUGAACUAUGAGAUAAUUGUUGAGACAAUCAUGUGGUCCUAUGACCAUGGGUUAGCUUUAGUGUGCUGCAGUCUUGCAAAUAUCACAGUGUUAACCAGACUCUAGUAUGUCACAAAAACCCAUUAAGAAACUGCUAGAUGAAUUUGAGCUGAAGACCCCUGUAGGAAAAAUAUUUUUGUUCAAAUGGAUGAAUCAUGCUAUUGUUAAAUGCCUUAAGCAAUUUUAAUUAGUCCAAAUUCUUAGCUUAAAGAAACCAGUUCGUUAAAUCCUGUGAAAGUUGACAUUUAUCCACAAAGUCUCCUGCUACAGACUCAUGUAAUUUAAUCUUCUGAGUGAAAGGAGUAAAGUUUUAAAACAAAAAUAAGAGCAAAAUGUCAGAACUGGAAUAGGGGAAGAUGUAAAUUGAAGUGGAAAAAGCAAAAACCAAAAUUGAAUACAUUGCGAUUACUUUCCCCAGUCUGAUGUUCUUCACAUGUGUUGGAUUAUGAUUUGGCAUUCCCAUCCAGCAAGAUUACAUGUGAUGGGAGCUACAGUCCUAACAUGUUUUCUUCUGAUGUCACAGGUACAACAAGGCUGUUCAAAAAACACAUUUGAUAUUAGAUCCUAACAUGGUUUCAUGCUUUAAAUGGCAAAUAUUGUAUUAGUCAUGAGUCCCACCUGUGUGAUCAAACAAUAAGUAUUCAUAUAUUAUACAAUGGUCCUUCCAUAAUGUUUACUCACAGAUUAGCAAUAGAUGUGUGCUUCAGACACAGUUUAUGAUUCCAUGAAGCAAAUGGGAUUAUUUUCCGGCAAGAACAUGCAAGCUAGAGCCUUCUAAAAGAAGAUACUUCAGACUUUCUUAACCUGACAUCUUUAAAAUGUUUUGCAAUGGCAAAAAUUCUAAGCAAUUUCAUCCUAUCUUGUCUAAAUAAUAAUGAAAAACUCAUUUAUAGAUAGAAAGAGUCAGUAUCCCACCUCUAAUUUGAGUAGACUCAGAUAGAUGUGUUUUUUUUCAGAGCAGUGAAUCUAGUGAUUGGUAUUAAAAAUUAUGCCCAUUUUCACUGAAACUUUUUUCUCCUUGUAAAGUCACUCAGGUGCCCACAUUCCUCUCUUGGUAGGAAUGACAUUAGUUUAUUAGUUUCCUUACAUGGGGUUCUUUAAUUCUUCAUAACCUAAGAGCGCUACUGGACCAAUUGAGAGAAACUAUAAAAGGGAGUAAUAAAUUUCCAUUAGAGAAAGCAAUAAUUUUGGUAGGUCUUUUCCUCUGGGAAAUUUUAGUUAAAAGACUAUAAGUAGCAUUUUGCUUGUUCACUAUUCAGAGACAUUUGAUAACUACAAUUUCAUUUUAUUGCUGCAAAAAAGGUCUGGAAUAAAAAACGAAAAGAGAGUCACCUUAGAAAAACAUCUAACAAAUCAUCUGAAUUCAGGAGAAAAAAAGAAAGAGAAAAGGGCCUAUGUGGAAAUAGCUCAGGUUCUGUUUUUUCCAAGGAAAAUAGUUCCAGAGAAUUGUAGUCACCUUCAAAUCAGUUAUACCAAUCUUUAUAGUACGGUAUGAGAGCCUUCACUGUCAUCCUAGGUCCUCUAUGCCAAAAGUGAGAGGCAUUAAUUGUUUCUAGGAUCCUUCUUGGGUCAUAGAUCUAAAAAGUCAGAAAUCUGGUAUUCCCCAAUGUUUUAUUUACUACUUCUUCUUCUUCUUCUUCUUCUUCUUCUUCUUCUUCUUCUUCUUCUCUUCUUCUUCUUCUUCUUCUUCUUCUUCUUCUUCUUCUUCUUCUUCUUCUUCUUCUUCUUCUUCUUCUUCUUCUUCUUCUUCUUCUCCAUCUUCUUCUCCUUCUUCUCCUCCUUCUUCUUCUUCCUCAUACUAUGUUGCAAAAGAUCACAACGGUCUUUUAUCAGCAAAAUAUAUCAUAGUACUCACUAGAUGCUGCAGUGGUAAGCAGUUUCCUGUACAAAUUAUGUAUAAUCAGUUUUAGAGUUGAAUCGUGCUGUUGUCGGGGAUGAUGGUGUCUUUUUUUAAUAUGGGUCUCUGAAAGUGGUAUGUCAAUUGAGUUUUUGUUUCUGCUAUACACUCUUCACAGUCUUUUCCACUCAGUCCAUAUUCACAUGCUUGGCUUAGCUUGAUAUGUCAAGAUUGGGAGGGAGAGAUAAUAUAGAAGUACAACACAAUUAGAGGGGUCUAGCUUGAGGUAAAUUGACAUAUGAACUAGCUGAGUGGUUGAAAAGGUAUUGGCAGAGAUGCUAACACAAAAAGCUUGACAAAUCAUCCAAUUCAUUUUUUCAUACCAAUCCCUAAAAAUAUAAAUUAGGUUCAUUUAUUCCAUUAACUCAUUGGUGGUUUGACCAUAAUUUAUUGGAUAAGCCAAAAGUAGCUGUGUUCAUAGAAACAAUAGCCAUAAACUCUGAGUUAACAAUUUCCAUUGCUAAGUUAAUAAAACAUACCAAAACAAAAUCUGAGUAACCACAUUAUAGUUUAGGCUUCAGUAUUUUUGUUUUUGCAUUUUGAACAAAUUAUUCAGGAAUAUGAACUAUUCCUGGGCUGGACAAACACUUGUGGGAUUUGUAACAAAUUGUGACCAUCUUGGCUUUCUUAUGAUUAAAUGUGUUCCAUUGCAUUAUGUGGCACAAUGCUGUCCAGUUGGAAUUAUGAAACAUAAAUCUGAUAAAGAUUGGUCUUGCUAAUGUGUGGAGGGUUAAUACAGAAUUAAAAAAUAAAUUCAUGAGCCAUAUCCAAAAGACAUAUAUAUCAGUAACCUGGUUUAAAUCCGUAUGAUUGUUAGAAACAUUAUUUUUAUACUCGAGAUGUGCUAACAAAGAAUCCACUGGGUAAUAGAUUCACACACUUCCUUUAUUGCUAUGUGCCCAUCAUUGUUUGGUUUCUAAUGCAUAUCAUUCACAAACUUUCUUUUGGUUGUGUUGAAACUUUGUUAGGGCGAUGACUGUGGGGGUGGCAAAAUGGACAAAUAAUGACACAGGCAUGAUGAUGGAAUCACACAAAACCUGCAACUUACGCAUUUGUGUCAUUGUAUGUAUGUAUCCAUAAUGUUUGCAUGAUUGCAUCUUCACAUUUUGUCAUUGUCAUUUUGGCAUCACAUCAGCUUUGGGUGUUAAUUAUUCCUCCUUAGUUAAUAGUAUUCAUCUUUAUCUUUCCCACACAGCUUUAUUUAAAGGGAAUUUUCUGAAUCAAGUUUUGGCCAGUGAUUAAAUAAUAUCCUGUGUGCUAUGUCCUCCCAGCAUUAAAAAAAAACUGUAUGGAAUUUGUAUGUUUAUUUAUUUAUGGAAAUAAAUAUUUUGUACAGUUUGUGCAGGAGAUAUUAAAGUCUAUUAAGGAAUGGAAA
Messenger RNA from Pantherophis guttatus, 7346 nucleotides. It is a transcript of the gene SLC45A3, whose product is annotated as solute carrier family 45 member 3. Lineage: Eukaryota; Metazoa; Chordata; Lepidosauria; Squamata; Colubridae. Gene Ontology annotation, cellular component: membrane. Gene Ontology annotation, biological process: transmembrane transport. The record is from RefSeq and is a predicted model, not a curated record. Gene Ontology annotation, molecular function: sucrose:proton symporter activity.